AUGAACUAUCUCCGGCCCGAUAUCAAGCUAGAAAACAUUACUCCCGAGGAGGAGGAACUCAUCAUCAGCCUUCAUUCUCUUCUAGGCAAUCGUUGGUCACUCAUAGCUAAAAGACUCCCGGGCAGGACCGACAAUGAAAUCAAGAACUACUGGAAUUCUCAUCUCAGCAAAAGGGUCAAAAUAAGAAGCCGUAAACCCAAUAAAACUAUGGAAAAGAAGGACAAACAAGAGAUCAAAGUGCAUCAGCCAAAAUCCAGCAGCGGCGAAAGAUGCAAGGGAACAGCCAAUGAUAUCGAAGUUUUUUAUUUACCACCAUUGGUCCGACUUUGCGCUGAUACUAACCUAGAAUUUCUUGAGGGUUUCAACGCUGAGGCAUUUUUAGAUGCCACAUCAGUAGGAUAUGGUAACUUGAUUGACGACAUUUUCGAUGAAUACCAGAAGAUUCUUAAGGGAGAUGAAGACUACAUUGUUGAUAUUCUCUCUUGA
This is a messenger RNA of Hibiscus syriacus, 486 nucleotides long. Its product is annotated as transcription factor MYB1-like. NCBI's taxonomy places the organism in Eukaryota, Viridiplantae, Streptophyta, Magnoliopsida, Malvales, Malvaceae. The coding region runs from base 1 to 486 and encodes 161 amino acids. The record is from RefSeq and is a predicted model, not a curated record. The transcript has a single exon.